UUUAUUAACGUUUAAAAUCAUUAAAAUCAUAGACACACAAAAGUCAAGACUGUGUAUUUAAGCUGUAGUAUGCGCAAUGUCUAUAACAAAGGUGUGAGAGAGUGGACACUCGCACACACGCACUGCCCGGUGUUCUCAAGAUUGAGUUCACAUUCCGUUGUGUGUGGGGGAGAGCACGUCGCCAGACUGCAAUCCACGCACACACACGCCACAGCAACUACAACCUGCCCAGAAGCAGAGAGGAGGGGGUAGCACACACCUCAGCUGCAAUCACAGAGAUGGAAACAGCAGCAUUGCGGGACUGACUAGCUGUGGUUGCUGCUGCGAAGCUUCUUGAAGGAAACUAACUUCGGGAGAGAAACUUCACUUCUUCCCCCAGCGAAUCGCCUGAGUCACGCAGAGCGUCGUUUCCGGCUCCCUGUCUGUCUUAGUAUGUGCAGGGGAAACUCUGCUUCGCCGCCGGUGACGCUCACCAAAAGCUCUCCCAUCGUCUGAAUUUAGAGAGAGGAGAGAGUCUUUAAGCUGUACAAUGCGUUCAGAUAGCAGUUAACGAAACAACCGUGACAUUUGAAUACGCAGCAAACCAGGUGCUAACUCUCACAUUCACCAGGAGAUUUGCUGCAUUCGCGAUGAUCGUGACUACGAGACACUGAGCAGCGGUAUCCCUCCUCUCUCUCUUUCUUUCUCUCUCCCGCUCUCUUUUCUCUCUUUCUCUCGCUCUCGCUCUCUCUUCGCGGGUUCACUACAAGGCUACCAGCCAUUUAGCCAUUUCAGCAGUGCAAUGGAGAAGCUCAGAUUCAGCACCUUGGACAGCGCCGGAGUUCUACUGUGUUUGUUCGCGAUCCUGGUCCGGUUUACGGUCACGGCGGAGCAGGACGGAGAGAACCUCUCCGGUCUGUCCACCAACCCGGAUAAAGACAUAUUCGUGGUACGAGAGAACGGGACCACAUGCCUCAUGGUCGAGUUCGCUGUCCGCUUCAUGGUCCCCUUCGAUGUCCUCGCGCUCAAUGGGAUAGAUCUUAUCACGGAGAAUGCGUAUCUGGCUCUGCCUCGCGGGGCAGACAUAGAGGGCAAAUGCGGGAGCCAGGACGCCCAUAUACACAUCUCGUGGAAUGAUAACGCCUACACACUCCGCAUCUACUUCGUCAAGGAAACCAGUGGCAAGAGACAUGAUGUGUGGAAGAUUAGCAAGGUGCAGUUCGUUUAUGACACCUCGGAGAAAACGCAUUUCCUCAACUCAUACAACCCUGGGAAGCACACAGCCAGCACCCACCAUUUGUCAGCGUUAGAGACCCCUGCUGGCCGCUCAUAUGUCUGCGAGGCUAAGCAGACACUCACCCUCAUCUCCAGUGACCACCAGAAGGGAGUGACUGUUGCCAUAAGUGACGUCCAGAUCCAGCCCUUCGACAUCAACUCAGAUUUCACAUUCAGUGAAGCCUAUAAGUGCAUCACGGACCAGAGGGAACAGCUCGAGGAGACUCUUCCUCUGAUCCUGAGCUUCAUCCUGGGCCUCAUCAUCGUCAUCACGCUGUCCGUCUACCACUUCCACCUUAAACUGACCGCUGCCACUCAGUCUCAGCUGCCCUGCGACCGAUCCAUGUACAAGAACAUGUAAGGAACUGGACAUUUAAACAUACCACAAAUCUCCCUGGUCAAGAGGAAUAUGUAAGGAAUCAGAUAUCAUCACAAUAGUACAACUCCAUGUUCAAGGUAAUAGGACAUUGAAACAAGCACAACGUGAUGUUGAAGGUAAUAGGACAUUGAAACAAGCACAACGUGAUGUUCAAGGUAAUAGGACAUUGAAACAAGCACAACGUGAUGCUCAAGACAUUACAACCACUACACUUUAAAAUCAAGACAACAUGACCACUCUCCAUUCAAGGAUUGGACAUUAGAACAACAAUCAUUGACUACAAUUAUAACCACAACGCUCCUGCCUCUCCAAAGUCAAACCAACGUGACUUCCCCUGCUCUGAACUUCACCAUAUAUUGGAGAGUAGGCCGGAGCUUCAUGGAGUCCUAACUUGCAAUAUGGCUAACUUGAGACAUGCUUUUGAGUAAAACCAUGCAUUGAAGUCAAUUGGAGACUUGCGCAACAUUUGAUUUACGCACAGAGAUUUUUCAGUUAGCAUUCCACACAUAGGUGGUGUUCUGUUGUUUGUGUCCAGAAAUCGUGGUUAUGUCGAAAAGCCUGCAGUUUGUCAUUCCCCAUCACCUGUCUCUCUCUGUCUUUUCUGUAAACGCGCCGCAAAAGAAACCUUGCAGGUGGCAGGUCCAGAGUUGAUGUUCGGCUGAAGUUUUAACUUUUUCAAAUCCAGUUUUUCCUUUUUGUUUUUGAAUGCAAUCAUAGUGGUGAAAGUGGAGAGUGUUGUGCUGUGUGCAGGUGUUUCAACGACCUUCAGAAAUCAUGAAAAAUAAAUCAUUGCAGGCAGUGUAUUUACUUUGGUUUGAUGGAUCCUUUUCCAGAUCCCAUUUUAUGGAAUUAUAUCAAGAAAAAAUAUGUACAUAAAACAAAUAAAACGUGUUCUGUAAAAAAACUUGCAAAGAAAUUAUGUAAUUUUUCUUCAAUCAGAAUGUCAGAAGAACAAAGUGUAUCAUUGUGAAAGGAAUGUGCGAUAUUUAAGCUUAAAAAAUAAUAAAUGUACAAUAUUUUCAGAAAGAACUAUGCUGAUGCAAACUUUGAUGUUCACUGAAAUAAAUUUCCUAGAAGAUGUCCUAAA
This is a messenger RNA of Salmo salar (Atlantic salmon), 2720 nucleotides long. RefSeq names its product lysosome-associated membrane glycoprotein 5. Gene Ontology annotation, biological process: establishment of protein localization to organelle. Gene Ontology annotation, cellular component: late endosome membrane; lysosomal membrane; plasma membrane. NCBI's taxonomy places the organism in Eukaryota, Metazoa, Chordata, Actinopteri, Salmoniformes, Salmonidae. The record is from RefSeq and is a predicted model, not a curated record.